GCUUGCGGCUGGGACAAUGGGAAGCUAGAGAUAACAGCUCAGAGUAAAGCUGGCCAGAGCCCAAAGGAUGAUUCCAAGUACCCAGCUAAGGGAGCUGGGCAGAGAGAAGGGAUGUUGGCCGGACAUGCUAGAUACAGCAAAUGGGGCCUGGAGGAGUUCACACUGCAAGCUGGGACCCCAGCCAGGGGAGGGCAUCAGGGAUGUGGUGUGGUCUUAGAGAGGAGCGAGCCCAGGGAGACCCUCUCCUCUCUUAAGCUUUGAGUGGCAAGAGAUCUGCUUAGAAGGUGAUGGGCUCUUACCUGUGGUUCCUGUAAGAGUUUGACUACCUUCUUGAAUUAUAGCUGAGUCUCUCAGGAUUCUAAAGCUCUCCAGACCCUGUUUUCUUCUCAGACUAAAGCUCGUGGGGGUGUUCCUGGAGCUUUCUCCCAGGGCUUCAUCUUCAUGCCUUUUGCUUGUACCUGGGUCCCACAAAGGACGUUUGUGGGAUGGAGAUCUUUGGGACAGGUUGAGGAGUCCCAGAGGUAAGAAGGCAGUGUUGUUUCUAGGGCUCUGCCUCAGCUUUGGGGCUGAGCUCAGGCCUCUCGUCCGCCUGCUUGAGCACCUGCUCUGUGGCAGGCCUUGGCCUGGUUGCUGAGGACACAGAUACACAAGAGGGAUGCUAAGGAGAGGUGGGGGAGAUGGCUAACUCAGCUUGGCAGUGCGGUGGAAGUGGUGUUAGGAGACUGUUGGAAGUGAGGCCUGAUAUUGAUAAGGCAGGGAAGGCUUAUGGGAAUAGCAUGGGCCAAAGCUUGGACGUGAAAAUGGAUGUGGUUCCUUGUGGCUCAGGUGCUGGGCCAGGGGAGGGAAGUGGAUGGUGCGUAGAGGCCAAAGCAUGAAGGGACUACGGUGCUGGGCUAACGAGUGUGGGUUUUAGCCUGAGAUGAACUUUGAUCCUGAGAGCGAGAGGGCGCCGGGAGAGACUGCCCAAGGGCAGUCACAUGACUGAGCGCUAGUCCACCCUCUGCAGGCCCUUUGGAACACAUUCGUUACUGCCCCCGUCAAAGGCUUGCCACGCAGUGAGGACAUGGCACAUUUUGUUGUUGCCUUUUGCCACCUUCUCAAACACAGUGUCCAAAGCGGAUUGUAUUUUCUUCUCCUUUCCUCAUCCCUUCUUCCUAUCACCCACUUCUGUCUGGUCCCCACUCCUCCCAUCUCCUUGCCUGGCCUUUCUCGGCGCAUGCGUUCAUCUCCCAGCUGCCAGUCUGCCCAUGGCUUGUUGGUUGUGGGUACCAGCUGGCACUCAGAUGGCUCACAAGAUGUCAGUGCUGUCAAAUGCCCAGGGCACAGAGUUUCCUGCAGGGUGCCCUCUUCCUCUGCCCCAGACGCGAGAGGAAGGAAAACCAGGUAAAAUACGGAAACCAGCGAUAAGAAAAUGCGUGCGAUUCUGUUAGCUCCACCAGCUAGGCCCAAGCAUGGUUCAGUAUUGCAACCGAGGUGACUAAAUCUGCUACCAGCACUUCUUCUCGCCCUCCGCUCUCUAAGUUAUUUCGUUUAUAUUUCAAAUAGGUUCUAUAUGCUCCCGGUACAACAUUCAAAAGUUGCAAAAGGCAUGCAGUGCAAACUCCGUGUUGGAGCGCUGCCGUGCUGGGCUCUGGGAUGACACCCCUUUAUUUCUGCAUUCCCUUUCUGGAUGUUACAGUAGCAGUUUACAACGACAUCUGUAAGUUGGCGCCUUUCAAGUGCAUUCAGCCUGUUCUGAUUUUUCUGAAUCUCAAGCACUGGCAUUUCUAGUAGAUGUCGAGUAGGUGUCUGGAAUGGAGUAUGUACAAAUCAAACCCAAAUCAGAGGUAAGCACUUGGCUCUUCUCCCAGCCCUAACCACUUUUGGCCCUAGUCUCUUCACUUUUUUCGAUAAUGGUCCUACCAUUCACCAAGUGCUCUAGUCCCAUCUUUAAAUGCCAUCUGUCACCUUUGACUAUUUCUCUCUCUCAUCCCAAAAGGGCUUGUUAACUCUUCCUCUAGCACAUGCCCUGACUUUGUCUACUUUUCUCCCUUCUCUCUCAGCAUCCCUUGCCCCAGCUUUCUCCUGGGCCGCCACAGGAGCCUCCCACACGGGCUCCCUGUAGCCAAUCUGCUUCCCGAGCAGUCUGGCCAGCGCAAGUUUCCUUCCAUGCUGAUUGAUGCUGAUUGACAGGGGUCCGAGGGCUGUGUUGGCUAUUGGAAAAGGUGGAGUAUCGAUGGGCAUCUUCAGGCUGCAAGCUCCACUCUAGAGCUUUGCCCUGGCCGCCUUGUGCAGACCAUUCUGAAGAAACCCAGCCCACUCUUUCUGGGAUGUGCUCUGAAUCCAUCUGCCUCCCAUUCCAGGAUCCUCCAGGCCGUUUCCAUCUCCUUCACGUCUCUUUAUUGGCUCUCCUGGUUUCUCAAGACUGCUUCGGUCCAGUUCCUCCCACGGUUUUUGAUCCCGCUUUAACCUCUUGAUGGGCUACGCUGUUUGGACUCGUGCACUUGGCUUCCACCUUGGGCUCUUAUGGGCCUGGCUUCAGGUGCCCUUUCUCUGAUCCCAUCACAAGUAUGAAGGGUGCAGCACCCCUGAAUUUUCCCUGCUCCCCAUGGGAAUAACCCUCCCCUUAAGGGAAGGGUACUGAAUGUGCACAUUACACGCUUUAGGGAAGGAGCACACCAGAGAGGUCAUGUCCACGAAACUUUAUGUUAGACUAACGGUAAGCAACAGUUGAAGCAGGGUCUCUUCCUCCUAGACUGUCUCGCAAGGAAAUGGACUGCCUCAUGAGCGUCAGCACCCGCCCACAGGGUUCAUUCAUCCUCCCUAAGAGACUGGCUGGAUGAAAGCACUUGUGAGGCUAUUUAUGGUCCAUAGAGCUUGGCACUGAAGCCGCAGGGCAUCUGCUUUGGAUUCCUGCCCUGUGGUCUCUGAGCAACCAGGCUGCCUCAGGAGCUUCUACUUCACACCCAUUCCUUAACCCAAGCUUGCACGGGACAGAGCAGUUCCAGGCAGAGAGCGACAGGAUCCUGGCACCUCUCAAAGCUUCCUUCCAGCCUGCUGGACGCCAGUGCCUGGGCUGGCUUGUGCCAAGACAGGCGUUCAGGGGAGAAGCAGGUCUGGAGGGUGGUCCCAGAACAGGGCUUGGAGGUAUGUCUAGGUUAGAACAAGGAUGUAAGUCGUGGUGAAAACAAGCGCCUAGUUUAUUGGGUCACUCUGAAACCAUCUGCCGAGAUCAGGGAAGCCAUGUGUGGUGCUCCCCCCUCCUACGGUGGCUGCUGGCUGCGGAGGGCUUUGAUGGCUACAGGGGUGGAGGGGAAACCGGAAGCCCCAGGGAUUGUGUUCACUGCAGACUCACAAGGCUGGGAGGCUCAAGAGCUGGAGUCAGCUGAGCUGGAUUUCAUGUGAGGAAGAGACAUGGGAGGACAGCCUGCGGAAGGAGGAACUGAUGAUCUUUGGGCUCCUGGAGAGCAGAGCACUAGAAGGGAGGUCUUGAUGUUAUAAAGGGCAGAGCUAGACUGAUUCACUUAUUUAUUCCUUCUCAGCAAGCAGUCAGCAGGAAGGUCUGCACUUCCUGCGAGGUUGUGUGUGUGUGUUUGUGUGACAAAAAUCAGGCAAGGCCCCCAUUGUCAGGUUACACCGUGUCCGGAGGUUGCCAUGGAGGUAGCUGACCAGGGGCUUGAGAGCCGAGGCUGGAGAAGCAUUUGGAAGGGAGCUGGUGUGGAGGAAAGGUUGAUGGCGGCAGAGGGAAGGAAGGCUUUGGCCUGGAGACCUUUAAGAGGUUUUCCAACCCAAAAGGAGAGCCCGGGUUCUCACUCCUGGAGAGCCUGGUGGGGCAUGAGGCAGUUUGAGAAGACGGGAGACGGCUCUGUUCAGGAAUGCGGAGGAGGAGGGUCAGAUAGGAUGGUGGCCAGGCAGGGCCCGGAUGUCUGCUGGGCUCUGGUUUGGGUGAAGGAACCCCAGUCCUGGUUGAAGAUGAGGGGUGACCCAGAAAGGGCAGUGGUGAAUACCAGAAAUGGCUGUCGAGGCAGCAGGGACCCAGAGCUCGGAGAGACCUUGGCCGAGCCCAGAGCCUAGAGAACAGGGGUGGGGGGCUGUCUUGCUCUGGCCCCACAGGCCCUGCCAGUUGUGGUUUAGAUGCACCCCUGCUGUCUCCUGUGCCCCCCGCUUUCACCUCAGGGUUUGCAGGAUGAGUGUCAGUACCUCCUUCAGCCGCAGCUCAUCAUCCGGCGCUUGCUGGACGUGGCUGUGUUGGUCCCUGGCCGCCCCUCGGAGCAGACCCUCUGCCCCCACAAUCGGUCCGCACUGUUCAAGGUCUUUGUGCCCAGCUUCACUUACAGGGUUUCAGCACAGCUGGUGUGUGUGGGGGCCCGGGGGGCAUUCGCCUGCCCCCUGACCCUGCGUCUACGUCCCAAGGCCCCACCCCUGCAUAACUCCAGCUCAGUGACUUGUGGAGGUGCCUCAGCAUGCCAGCUGGAGCUGCCACUGCCCCCCUGGGGGCACUGGGUCUACGUGCGUGUGGAGAUGCCCUCCCGGGGCCCCAGCAGGACCAUUCGCUUCCAGCUGUGUGUGCGGUUGCAAGAGUGUCCGCAGCCCAGCCUGUCCCGCGCCCUGGUCCCUGGAGCUGCCAUGAACAUGCCCCAGUCGCUGGGCAACCAGCCAUUGCCCCCAGAGCCUCCCUCCCUUGGGACCCACACAGAGGGGGCUGGGGCCACGUCCCCGCCCGAGCAUUGCUGGCCAGUGCGCCCGACACUGCGCAAUGAGCUGGAUACCUUCUCGGUCCACUUCUACAUCUUCUUUGGCCCCAGUGUGGCGCUUCCCCCGGAGCGCCCAGCCGUGUUCGCCUUGAGGCUGCUGCCUGUGCUGGACAGUGGAGGCGUCCUCAGUCUGGAGCUCCAGCUCAACGUGAGCUCCCUGCACCAGGAAAAUGUGACCGUAUUUGGAUGCCUGACUCAUGAGGUGCCUUUGAGCCUGGGAGAUGCAGCAGUGACCUGUUCCAAAGAGACCCUGGCCGGCUUUCUCCUCUCUGUCAGUGCCACUUCCAGAGUGGCCAGGUUGCGCGUGCCCUUCCCGCAGACAGGGACCUGGUUCCUGACCCUCCGCUCUCUGUGCGGGGUGGGGCCUCGGUUCGUGCGGUGCCGGAACGCGACGGCGGAGGUGCGGCUGCGCACCUUCCUGUCCCCGUGUGUGGACGACUGCGGGCCCUAUGGGCAGUGCAAGCUGCUGCGCACGCACAACUACCUGUAUGCGGCCUGCGAGUGCAAGGCCGGGUGGCGGGGCUGGGGCUGCACGGACAGUGCCGACGCGCUCACCUAUGGAUUCCAGCUGCUGUCCACCCUCCUGCUCUGCCUGAGCAACCUCAUGUUUUUGCCACCCGUCGUCCUGGCUGUCCGGAGUCGCUACGUGCUGGAAGCCGCCGUCUACGUGUUCACCAUGUUCUUCUCCACGUUCUACCAUGCCUGCGAUCAGCCAGGCAUCGUGGUUUUCUGCAUCAUGGACUACGAUGUGCUGCAGUUCUGUGAUUUCCUGGGCUCCCUCAUGUCCGUGUGGGUCACGGUCAUCGCCAUGGCACGCUUACAGCCUGUGGUCAAGCAGGUGCUGUACUUGCUGGGGGCCAUGCUGCUCUCCAUGGCUCUGCAGCUGGACCGCCAUGGACUCUGGAACCUGCUGGGACCCAGUCUCUUCGCCCUGGGCAUCUUGGCCACAGCUUGGACAGUACGCAGCGUCCGCCGCCGGCAUUGCUAUCCGCCCACGUGGCGCCGCUGGCUCUUCUUCCUGUGUCCAGGCAGCCUCAUCGCCGGCAGCGCUGUUCUACUCUACGCUUUUGUGGAAACCCAGGACAACUACUUCUACAUCCACAGCAUUUGGCAUAUGCUCAUCGCCGGUAGCGUGGGCUUCUUGCUGCCCCCUCGUGCCAAGACUGACCACCGGGCCCCACCGGGAGUCCGGGCCCGGGGCUGUGGGUACCAGUUGUGCAUCAAUGAGCAGGAGGAGCUGGGCCUUGUGGGUCCAGGAGGGGCUGCGGUUAGUAGCAUCUGCGCCAGCUGAGAGGGGCUUUGGGCCUGGCCCUUUGGGAACCUGAACCCUUCCCAGGGCAGAGAGCCCUGCCCCAGAGUUGAGAGACAAGCUGUAUUUCUCGAGGACAUGGGAAUCUUUCUUGAGGAUGUGGACUUCUUCCAGGGACCCAGAGUCUGCCCCAGGGACAUAGCGCACGUCCUGAGGGCCUGCGGUCCUUCUGCAUCCAUAGGGUUGGCCUGAAGGACUGGAUCCUGUGCAGGGACACAGAGCCCCUCAGAAUCUGGGAGCCCCUCCUAGAGGCAUGGAGCCCUCUAGAGGAUGUAGAUUCCUAUCUUGGAAGACAGAGCUCUCCCAGGAACAUGGCUUCCUUCCUGCGGACAUGAAGUCUAUCUUGGGGAAACUCAGUCUGCGGAUCUUCCUCGUAGUUCACCCACUCUGGCCGGCCUCUCCCUCCUCAGAGGCCGCACCUGGCUGUGCUGCUCAGUAGAGUGGGGAGCGCUGGGAGAUGAGGAGUGCUGGCAGCCUGAGAUGAUGGAGAUGGAGUCUGGUGUGUCUCCAAUGAAGUAUCUGCGGGUUCUGCUGCCUUUUGUUGGGGGCCAGUGGGGUGACAGGGAGGGGAAGAGGGACCUUGAUGAAGUCUUCAGGAGCUGUGGCAGCCCAGCCCGAAGGAGCUGCAGGCGCUCUGACCUCUGAUCCCACCGUGCACAUGUUACCCCUCCCAUCUGGUCCCUGCAAAUACCCGAAAAUGCCUGCUCUUGCCAGGCACUGGGCUAGGUUGAAGGAAGGCCAGGCUGCAGUAGCUGGAAGCGUGUGAGUGUGUGUGUGUGUG
Molecule: messenger RNA, 6823 nt
Organism: Echinops telfairi (small Madagascar hedgehog)
Lineage: Eukaryota; Metazoa; Chordata; Mammalia; Afrosoricida; Tenrecidae
Gene: TMEM8B
Product: transmembrane protein 8B
Exons: 11
Coding region: 4114-6024 (636 amino acids)
Cellular component (GO): plasma membrane
Source: RefSeq, a predicted model, not a curated record